GUGGUAUUUUGGAAAAAUCAAAAGGGUUGAAGCUGAGAAGAAACUGCUGUCUCUGGAGAAUGAGCAUGGCGCAUUUUUGAUCAGAGACAGUGAAAGUCGCCGAAAUGAUUACUCAUUAUCAGUAAGAGAUGGAGACACAGUGAAACACUACAGGAUACGUCAGUUGGACGAAGGUGGCUUCUUUAUAGCCAGGAGGAUCACAUUUAGAACUCUUGCUGAUCUGGCUGAACACUACAGUGCUGAUUCUGAUGGCCUCUGUGUCAACCUGAGAAAACCUUGCUCACAGACAGUCGGCCUGUCUUACAACACAAAGGAUCAGUGGGAAAUCCCCAAGAGCUCACUCAAGCUGAUUCGCAAGAUUGGUCACGGCCAGUUUGGAGAAGUCUGGGAGGGCUUGUGGAAUAACACCACUCCUGUGGCCAUUAAGACAUUGAAACCUG
Molecule: messenger RNA, 440 nt
Organism: Candidula unifasciata
Lineage: Eukaryota; Metazoa; Mollusca; Gastropoda; Stylommatophora; Geomitridae
Source: the annotation of a GenBank genome assembly